UUAUUUUGUUGACCAGAACUACUCCCAGUAAGUUUUAUUAGUCUAAUAUAAUUGACAGUAAAUGAAAUAUUUAGAAAAAUAUUCAUUCUAAUUAAAUGACUCUUUUUCUUUCCAGGAAUAAAAUCUCUCAAUGCUGUUAAAACACCUAGAGAUAUUGUUAGGCAACUAUACAUGUUUCUUUCCUCUCCCUCGAAAGGCUGGAUAAGCUUUGAUGGUGCCAACAUACCCGUAAAUCCAGUUAGGUCUCUUUCAGAAGGCACAGAUAACAGUCCAGGGAAUGGAACCAACCAUCUGCGUAAUAACACGGUUGAGCAGAUGUCCAGACAUGCCUCAAGAAAUGUCUGCUUCCUGUCUUCGGUAGCAUCAAUGUAUCAGUUAAAGGACUGAGAUGGAGGAAGUGUUUCCAGUGGAGCCUAACACACUGAACCACAUAUCCUUUUGGCUGAUCUGAGCAUGGUGACAUCCUGUCAACUCCGUUGUUACCUUCAGUGGGCCAUGGGGUUGGUGCACAUAACCUUCUAUCAUAGAGGGACUGAUCAUAAAGCUUUAACCAGAGACUAUACAAAUUCCUAGUUGACUUCACUUUAAAAAGAGGAUUUUACAGCUUUAUUUUACUCCUUGGAUUUUGAUAGUGUCAGACUGUUUACUCUGAUUUGUUCUAUUCUGUCUAGGUUCCUGUUCCACACCUACCCCAAUGGUAUCAGAAUGUCUUCCAGACUUCUUAGGGAUAAAAACCAUUAGAAAACAAGACUAGCAUCUGUCAAAUGGGGCUCCCUCUCCAUUUCUUUCUGCAUAGCUUUCCUUUGGGGGGAGAAGAAAAGGAGAAUAGCAUGAAAAGUGCAAAAUGUUUCAAGUUCCUGUUCAAAAUCUUGAUAAUAUUAGGAAGGCUCGAAAAAAGGUGAAGGGCAUUCUUGUGGAUUUUGGGCUUGACAGCUGCAGGGAAUUGUUGAAGAAUCUUAAAAGUUUUGACCCAGGUGAAAAACACUUUUGUAACACUUCAUGGAGUGAUGUCUCUCUUUGGGAGUCAGUGGGCAAAAGGAAGAGAUACAGAACAAAGCCGUACUGCUGUAGCUUAUGCAAGUUCUCAUCAAAAUUGCUUACUUCAUUCAAGAAUCACUUGCACCGCUACCAUGAGGAUGAAAUGGACCAAGAGCUGGUGGUUCCUUGCCCAAAAUGUGCAUUUGCUUCUGACCCAAAAAUAGUGGGAAAACAUAUCCGGAUGUUUCAUUCGUCUAAUAAAAGAAUACAGAACUACACAGUCAGCAUUGUGGAUGGCAUGAAACAAUUCAGGAGUGACAUAAUAAACUUUACAUGUCUAAAAUGCCACUUCACAGACACACUGUAUUACAAUAUGAAGAAACAUGUGCUGAUGAACCAUUUCGAGAACUUAAUUAGUACGUAUUUUGGCCUGAAACCUGAUGGAAGUAAAGGGGAUUCUGCCGAGCUCUACUGUAAAAAAUGUAAUGCUUCUGCAAACAGUGAAGAUUCUUUAAUGUAUCAUGUCUUGACAGCUGAAACACACAGAGACCUGGAGAACAAACUUCGGUCUUUGAUUUCAGAGCAUAUUAAGAAACCAGAAAUUGUGAAACAAAUGCAAAUUGCUCCAAAGCCUCCCCAAAGUAUGGCGGUGACUUCUCUAUCUGCAGCACCUGCCACUUCCACAGCAGGUUCUGUAUCAGUUCCAUCUUGCAUCCAGCUUGCGUUUCCACAGAAUAAUCAAACCCAGAGUGUGGUGCAGCCACAUGUCAUUCAAAACACAGCUGGAUCACUGACUGUUCCAAGUGCCUCUGGUAGCUUUCCACGUACAACUUCUGCUCCAGUUGCUACCCCCCCACAUGUUGCUCUUGUAUCUAAUAAUCUUUUUGUAGGUCAAAAUAACAUGAAUAUUCAGCCGUCACCUUCCCAGCCUAUCAUUGUUUCCCAUACGCUCCCCCUUAAUCAGCCUGUGGGGACUGUGGCCCCUUCAGUUCUUCCUCUUAAUCAAUCUGUCAGGCCUGGGAUCUUCCGUGUUAAUCAAACCAUUGGUACCAUAAAUGGUCCGCUUGCAACUGGAGCAUUACCUGUUACUCAGCCUGUCAGCCCUGUGAAUCAACCAGUUGCACCAGGAGUUAUCUCUGUCAAUCAGUCGUUUGGGAAUGUGAAUAGACCCAUUAGUCCCAGGGUCCUUCCUGUGGCACAGACAGUUGCUUCGGGUGUUCUCCAGCUUAACCAGCCUGUUGCUUCUAGACUUGUUCCUGUUGGGCAGAAUGUCAGAUCUGAUCUUUUUCAACUUAAUCAGCCUGUUGCCCCAGCAGUUAUCCCAGUAAAUCAUCCAGUUCAAGCAGCAGUUUCUCAGAAUACAGCUUUUUUGACUCCAGGUUCUAUAGUUCGGCAGUUGAUUCCAACUGGUAAGCAGGUUAAUGGGAUACCUAUGUACACGCUUUCCCCAGUUUCAGUUACUUUGCCUGUACCUCCUGGUGGGGGAGUAGCAACUGUUACACCACCACAAGUGCCCUUCCACCUAAUGCAGGCUGGGACAAUAACUCAGUUGUCCCAGUCACCAGCUAGUGUACCCUCUCCUCCAGUGGUAUUUACAUCUCAGAAUAUAUCAUUUCAAGCCUCCCUUCUUGGUCUUGGAACAAGUCAGGAAACCAAACAGGCUAAGCAGUGGAAGACUUGCCCUGUUUGCAGUGAACUUUUCCCAUCAAAUGUCUACCAGGUGCACAUGGAGGUGGCCCACAAACAGUGUGAACCAAAAGUGGACAGAACCCCAGCACCUGACAAACUUGCAGCUUGUGCGCCCUUUCUGAGGUGGAUGACAGAAAAGACGGUCCGGUGUUUCUCUUGUAAGUCUUUUCUGUGUGAGGAAGAGCUCAUGAAACAUCUCUUGAUGCAUGGCUUAGCUUGCUUGUUUUGCACAGUUACUUUCCAUGACUUAAAAAGCCUGGUAGAGCACAAUAAGACAACACACAACGGGAAAAAGCAGUUACAUGCAGAUUAUAGCAACAGAGGAUUUCAACUAGGUAAUGAUGCUCAGGGUGACCUUAUAUUUCCUCACUUUGAUUUCAGUACAGUGUUACCAAAAGAAGACAUUGGUGAAAGAGAAGUACAUUUGGCUGUGCUUGCUGGACUAAAUUCAAGGACACUUGUCCCAGUUUACAUCAAAGUGACAGCUCAGACAGCAGAAACGAAGGGCAGAUGCAUGAGAAAAGCGUUAACCUGUCCCUUUUGCUAUGGUACGUUUGCUGGUAAAGAAACCUAUGAAAAGCAUUUGGAAGAGCGGCAUCAUAUAAUGCCAACUGUACAUACUAUUUUAAAGACUCCUGCUUUCAAGUGCAUCCACUGUUGUGGUGUGUACACUGGAAAUAUGACUCUAGCAGCUAUCGCUGUACAUUUGCUCCGUUGUAGAAGUGCUCCCAAAGACAGCAACUCAAGUGUGAAGAUGCAGCUUGAGCGUACUGAGAAGAAAGAGCUACUGCUUGUAAAUGGUGAAAAGCAUGAUCCUAUGACGCUGAAAAGAAAACAGUCGGAUUCCUGCUUUGUUGCAGAAGACCAAAGGAAUAGGGAACAGCAGCCUCUGAGCUUAAGUACUGGCAUAGCUCUGUCUCCAGAAAAAGAAGUGAAUUCAGGGGUAGUGCCUUUUAAAAGACAGAAGAUUAGCAACAGGUCUGAUAUGAAGAAGCUUCCUUCUAGUGAGGAUCUUUGCCUUCUAGCAGUAGAUCCUACGCAGCAUGAUCACAGUUCGUAUGAGGCUCAAAAGCAGUUUUUGACAGACUACUUUCACAAGAGGCCAUAUCCUUCUAAGAAAGAGAUGGAAUUACUUUCCUCACUGCUGUGUGCAUGGAAAAUUGAUGUUGCAUCAUUCUUUGGAAAAAAGAGGAAUAUAUGCUUAAAGGCGAUGAAUAAUCGCAAACCAUCUGUGCUGCUGGGUUUCAGUAUGUCUGAACUAAAAAAUCUUAAGCACAGUUUGAACCUAAAAGACGAAGCAUUAGAUAUAUAAACAAGCCUUUUAUAACAGCUAAAAGGAACCCAUCAUUGCAUCAUUAUUGAUUUAGCCGUUUAUUGUAUUAAUUUGUUUUGACUUGCAGACUGGCCUGUUGAAGGGUGCAGUAGUACAAACAGUCUUGUUCAGUUGUGACUUACUGUGAAAGGCACACGUAGUUGUGUAUUUGAAAAGCUAAAACCUUCAGACUUGCACAUCUGGAAUUUGUUUUAGCUUUGUACUUUUUCUGGAGUAGGUUUUUUUUUUCUUUUCCCGUUUCCUUUUUUUGCCUCCAGGCUCCCGUUAACACUUUUUAUACCACCAUGUAAAACAUUUGUCCUGUUGAAAACAAAUUUUAUUUUAUUUUUCUGCAAUGUCGUUGUCUUUUCUAAACAAUAAAAUGUACAAUGUUGGUUAAUAUACUGAGGUAAACUACGUGAAAAAACAUAUAUUUCAUUAUUUGUGAGUUUAAGUCCUAAUUUUUUUAACCUAUUUUUGUUUUAGCUACUGAAGAAGUGAUUGUAACCUUUACGUCCAUUGCCUUUUCAAAUUCCUGUUGCACUGGUAGCAAUAAAAUAGAUGGCAAUCUU
Messenger RNA from Pezoporus occidentalis (night parrot), 4551 nucleotides. RefSeq names its product ADNP homeobox 2 (gene ADNP2). Gene Ontology annotation, biological process: regulation of gene expression. Gene Ontology annotation, molecular function: DNA binding. Bases 845 to 3979 code for a protein of 1044 amino acids. The transcript has 5 exons. Gene Ontology annotation, cellular component: nucleus. Lineage: Eukaryota; Metazoa; Chordata; Aves; Psittaciformes; Psittacidae. The record is from RefSeq and is a predicted model, not a curated record.